This is a messenger RNA of Poeciliopsis prolifica (blackstripe livebearer), 7111 nucleotides long. It is a transcript of the gene kcnq5a, whose product is annotated as potassium voltage-gated channel, KQT-like subfamily, member 5a. The record is from RefSeq and is a predicted model, not a curated record. The coding region runs from base 195 to 3248 and encodes 1017 amino acids. Gene Ontology annotation, cellular component: membrane. Gene Ontology annotation, molecular function: voltage-gated potassium channel activity. Gene Ontology annotation, biological process: transmembrane transport; potassium ion transport. The transcript has 16 exons. NCBI's taxonomy places the organism in Eukaryota, Metazoa, Chordata, Actinopteri, Cyprinodontiformes, Poeciliidae.
UGGCCAAAGUAUCAAAAUCGGAGUCAAAUGAGCGUAGAGAGACGGUAUGGGAGGCCAUUAGAGAAUUAACCCAUAAUUAACCCCUCGGUCCGACUUACCUCAAUAGCUGAAGUUAGAAUACCGAGAAAAACACUUGGCUACAUGUGGGUGCGAGCCGGUCUCUGAGCGCGCUCCCCGCUCGCGCCGGUGAUGCCAUGCCGCGCAGCCACACCGGCGACGAAAGCGGCGGCACCGGGAUCUGGCUGAAGACCUCCGCUGGGAGCCGGACUCAGGAGCACCCGUUAAAAGAUGUGGAAUCUGGACGGAGGGCGAUGAACAACGCGGUUCGGGUCGGGGACGGGCUGCUGUCUCCCCCAGCAGCAGGUGCGGCGGCGGCGGCGGCGGCGGAGAGGAACCAGGGCGCCCGGCUCAGUCUGCUGGGGAAGCCGCUGACCUACAGCUCGCAGAGCGGCCGCAGGAACGCGCGGUACCGGCGGCUCCAGAACUACCUCUACAAUGUGCUGGAGCGGCCGAGGGAGUGGGCUUUCGUCUACCACGCUUUUGUUUUCAUCCUGGUGUUUGGCUGUCUGGUUCUCUCGGUGUUCUCCACCAUCCCAGCUCACCAGGAGUUCUCCGCGCACUGCCUGCUCAUCCUGGAAUUUGUGAUGAUUGUAGUAUUUGGCCUUGAGUACAUCAUCAGGAUAUGGAGCGCUGGCUGCUGCUGUCGAUACCGAGGCUGGCAGGGUCGCCUCCGCUUUGCCAGGAAACCCUUCUGUGUCAUAGACAUCAUCGUACUCAUCACCUCGGUUGCUGUGGUUUCAGCUGGUAGCCAGGGCAACGUCUUUGCCACCUCUGCACUGCGUAGCCUUCGCUUUCUUCAGAUACUGCGCAUGGUGCGCAUGGACCGCAGGGGGGGGACCUGGAAGCUGCUGGGAUCUGUAGUUUAUGCACAUAGCAAGGAGCUGGUGACUGCUUGGUACAUUGGGUUCCUGGUGCUUAUCUUCUCCUCUUUCUUGGUCUAUCUUGUGGAGAAAGAGUUCAACAAGGAGUUUGACACGUACGCGGACGCUCUGUGGUGGGGCACGAUCACCUUAACAACAAUCGGCUAUGGCGACAAGACGCCCCAAACCUGGACCGGCCGGUUACUGUCAGCCGGUUUUGCUCUGCUUGGGAUCUCGUUCUUUGCUCUGCCAGCUGGCAUCCUGGGGUCAGGUUUUGCCCUGAAGGUGCAGGAGCAGCAUCGCCAGAAGCACUUUGAAAAAAGAAGGAAUCCAGCUGCCAGCCUCAUCCAGUGUGUCUGGCGUAGUUAUGCUGCUGAUGAGAACUCGGUUUCUAUUGCUACCUGGACGCCUCAUUUGAAGGCGUUGCAUACCUGCAGCCCCGCCAAGAAAGAGCAGGGCGAGACUGCCUACAGUAAGGGUCUAACUAAUGGGGGACUCUUCAGAAAGUGUUCUCGGAAAUAUAGGAGUCAAAAGCUGAGCUUUAAGGAGCGGGUCCGGAUGGCGAGUCCUCGAGGUCAGAGCAUGAAAAGUAGGCAGACAUCCAUCAAUGACCGCCAGCGCUGUUCCCCUGGCAACGAGGUGGUGGGCAGCAGUGAGCUAAUGGGCGGGAGCCCCGCCAAAGUGCAGAAAAGCUGGAGCUUCAACGAUCGGACCCGCUUUAGGCCAUCGCUGAGGCUGAAGAGUCAAACCCGCACCGCGGCUCCAGACGUGGACCCAGGCAUGACCACAGACGAUUCCUUCGAUGAGAAAGGCUGCCACUGUGACAUCACUGUGGAAGAUCUUUCAGCUCCGCUGAAAGCGGUCAUCAGAGCUGUCAGGAUCAUGAAAUUUCACGUGGCUAAGAAGAAGUUUAAGGAGACUCUGCGUCCGUAUGAUGUGAAGGACGUGAUCGAGCAGUACUCUGCUGGACACCUGGACAUGCUCUGCCGCAUCAAGAGCCUUCAGACGAGACUGGAUACAGUAGUUGGACCCCCUCCAAGGUCAUUAAGAGGUCGUAUCAAGACGUUUUCUUCUCCCUUGCUGCAUUCAUGUUACAGCCAGAAUCAGAGGAAACACUCAGCGUCUGGGGUGGAUCAAAUUCUUGGGAAAGGACAGAUUCCGGUGGAUAAGAAACUGAGGGACAAACUGCACCAUGAUGGAGACUCUCUGGAGGGGAUGAGCAUGUUGGGACGAGUGUGUAAAGUAGAAAGACAGGUGUCCUCUAUUGAAACAAAGUUGGAUUCGUUGCUUGAUGUUUACCGCCAAGUUCUCCAGAAAGGGCCCUCAGGGCUCUCCCUCUCCUCUCUGCCCCUUUUUGAGCUGGAAAAUCACCAGCACCACAACUUGGACUACCCAUCCUCCCCCCAGAGAGGGGAUACAAAUAGAGGACGAGGAGACAACGGUGGCGGCGGGAUACACCGAUCUCACGGUGCCAACCCAAGAGGCCUGCGGCUUAUUCUGGCACCGGCCGACGACGAUUGCCCUCCAGAUUCAGCGCCUCCGUCCUACCCCCCUUCCACUGCCUCGCUCUCCCCCUCACCUCUGCUACCCCCUGACAGCCCUUACCCAAGCCUUGGCACCCCUUCCAAAAAAUCCCACUUUCCUGAUCUGCCGCCUCCACCAUCGUCGACUGGAAGCUUUACUCUCCAGCUUCCUCCCAUGGUUCACCCUUCACACCUCCGAUGCCCCGCCGACCCAGUCUCAGAUGAUGUGACAGAUGAAGUAGGAGCCGAUGACCAGAGUCUGGGCCCUUCUGUCGUUGUAGGAGGCAGUGCUGAUGGUAGUGCUGAUGGUAGUGCUGACGGAGGCGGUGAGGUGGGGUUCGCACCUGGUAGGGUGCAGCUGCGAAAGAAGUCCGGCUUGAAAUCCGGAGGGGUCUGCAGGAGGCAUUUGAGCCUAGAGGCUAACCCAUUGCUGCUGCUGUCAUCUAACCCAGAGAGGAGGCCUGCAGACUGGGCGGGCAGUCUAGGAAAAUCCCUCUCCGUGCAUAAUAUCAACCAGCCUUUAACCAAUCGUGCCCCUGGCCUUUCCGCCGCCCUCAACAACAGCAGCAGUAGCAGCAACGACAGCGAGCACGGCAACGGCCACAAUGACCUCAGCAACUGGGAUGAGACAGACCUCUUCAUAAGUGAGUGCAAGCUGAAGCCGGCAGCUGACCACUAUGACUUCCUGUCCCAGGGACCGGACAGCGGCCAGUCGGACAUUUUACAAACUGAGGAGGAGGAUGUUCCUCACUCAAAGGGAAACUCGGAGUUCCUCAGUCAAUCCUCACACUUACAGCUGGUGUAAGCACACUGACUGAAAAACAGGACACAAACUGCAAACUGGUGUAAAAUACUACAGUAUGUAUGUAUGCAUACUGUGGCCAGCGCCACUUUUUAAACAUAUUUAUAUAGGGCACCAUGCACAUCAUGCUCUGAAUUUGACACUUCAUACAUGUUCAAACAGUGUUUUCUGUUUUAUGUGACACGAUUAUGCCCAUUUGCACAUAGAUCAUAUAUUAUUACACACUUUUUUGUGGCACCUAAAUGUCUGCAUCCAGUAGGAAGAAAAACGAGUGUGAACGCAAGUGGCCAUGUUCAUGUUACACAAAAUAUGAAAACUAUACAUUCAGUACUUUUCUAAAUUAUUGAUACUCCUUGAACUUUUUCACAGUUCGCUACUUUAAAAUCCAAAUAUUUAUGCAUUUUCUUGGGUUUUUAAUGGAUCAGACGAACACAAGGUGUAAAAUACUACAUAAUUAAUUAGGUUUUUUUGUUCCAAAUUAGUUUUUUGCAGCCUUUAACGUGUGUUCUUCCAGGAAUGCCCUGUAUUUCGCUCCAUCCAUCUUCCUCUCUGAGUUGCUGUAAAAUAGUAUCUACCCUCCUGCAGAUUUAUUCUAGUUUUUCUGUUUUGUCUUAGUUUAAGUGGAGAGUUUAGCACAAACUUAGUGCAUUGGAGCCUAAGGGCCCAAAUUAAUAGUCGAACAUUUUUGCUAGAAAGCAGAAUUUUAACUAUUUUUUUAUGAAGCAGUGAUGACGCCCCACAGCAUCAUACUAACAUUACCUUUACCAUCUUUUUCUGACAUGCUGUGUUGUCAGGUUUUUUUCUGUUGGAGCAACUUUGACGGUCUUUGUGCAUCCUGAGAAGGUUCACAACUGUUCUAUGUUUCCUCCAUUUAAGGAUAAUGUGUGGUGUUAAGUUUCACUAGCUUCCUAAAAAAUUAGAAAUUUUUUUCGACAGUGAUUUUCUUUCUUAAACGUUCUUGGAUUUGUUUAAAGCUUGAUUUGUUACUUUUGACAACGUCUAACAUAGUUCAUGCUGUCAGACAAGUUAUAUUUAAGUAAUUUCUUCUAUCUGCAGGCCAGGGCCAGCUGGCACUCACCAUAUUAAAGCGGAAACUGAGGGUGAUUCCAGGGGAUUUUUGUUUCAGCAACCAAGGACAGUUCGUUUUUCAUGCAGGGCUUAUAUGUGGCUUUCGUCACAUAAUCAAAGAAAGCAUAAUUUGAAACCUGCUUUUUGUGCAUAUUCGGAUUAUCCAAUAUUAGAGUUUUUUACUGAUACGAAGCAUUUUGGUGUGACGAGAAAAAAAGAAAAAUGCAAAACAGAAACCUGUAAGGGGCAAAUACUUUUUCACACCAUUUUACUCUGACCAGCCUCUGUGUUCCUGAUGAGAAGAGAAAAUCCCCAGAGUGCAAUUCUGCUAACCUCAGUGUUCAUACCUCUCACUUAAAUUGCUGAAAAAGUACAUUGGCUUUUGUUUGGUUGUUUGCAAGGCAAAAUGUGAAAGAGUUCAAGGGAUGUGAAUACUUAUGCCAAGCACUGUAAACAAUUUUUCAGGAGAAAAUCAAUCAAUCAAAUUUUAUUUGUAUAGCAUAUUUCAGCAGCAAGGCAUUUCAAAUUGCUUAAAAUGCAGCUUUCCUGACUCUUACAUUCAGUAUCAUGACUCAAAGCAUGAUGUUAAUUUUGACAAUAGAUAUUUUUCUUCUAUUUGAAUAAGAAUGUAGAUGGUGUAAGUCAACCUAUUUGGCUCUUCACGUGAACAACUGAGAGUGUUCUUUCAUUUCAAAGUGAAUCUUUAACUUUCUUCUUUCUAUUAAUCAAUCUGGAUCUCUACUUAAACCAAAGAACUUAAUCUACAUUCAUCACCACAAAUGCCACAUGCAUCCAUUUUUCUUAAAAAAGGACAAAGAAAACAUGAAAAAAAAAUUAAACAUCAUUUGGAAAGCUGAAGGUGUAAAGAGUCUAAAAUGCAUUUAACUGACAGACAGUCUGUGGAAAUCACAUCCCUGCCUAAAUGGAUGUUCGGUAUGAUUUUAGUAAGAACAGGGACAAGAAUAAUAUUUGAUCACAAAUACCAAAUAUUGUAAGAGGAGCCAACUAGAACAAAAGCUGAGAUACACACGUAUUCCUUGUUCUGUAUAAAUGAUUGUAUAUGAAGAUGAGAAAAGCCAUUUUUGCCUAGUUUGUCUUUAUGAUAAAUAUCUUAAGCUUUCCAUAUUCAUAUCACCUCCUGGACGGUUCUCACAAACCAAUUGCUUGAGGCUUAAAUCUGUGGGAAUGGGAAACGACAAAUGAUCAAUUAAAAAAAUAAAAAGCAACAAACUGCAUGUGUUGGGACAAGAAAGGAGUUAAUCACAUGAUGAUCUAAAGCAGUUUUUGAAGUUUGCUACUAGGUAAAGGUUUGACCCUACCCUCUGAUUUUGUACAAUAGUUUGCUAAAUUAAAUGCUAAUGAUUUGAAUGUGGAUUUAGCAAAGGUUACUCAUGCAUGAGAUGCCGCAUGUGUGAAGCUGCUGAUGUCAAUGUCAAGCAUGCAAACACCUUCUGCCUCUUUGAACUUUGUUUUACUUUUAAUUUGUAAUCAUUUGGCAGUGUAUAUUUGCUUUAUGAGUUAAUAAAAGAGCCACCUACAAUGUCAACACAAUGCAUACAACAGUUCACUGGAAUCUGAUGUUUCCCUUUCCUGUAGAAGUCAAAAUUGAAAGCUCUGGCACUGAUUAAACACCUUGUUUAAACAAUUCAAAGUGAAAAUGGGGUGUUAUUAAGAAGGCUGUGCAGUUUUUGAUUUAGCCUACACAUUUUUUUUCUUUAUUCAGCUAUCCUGAUUAUUAAAAAAUAAAAUAAAAUCCACGUUAUUGUUGACGAGAGCCACCUAACCAAAAAAUUGUCAGGUUGGUUCAACAACCAUCUGGUGUCCAUUUAGAAUUACCUCUACAAACAAUAUGUAAACAUUAGAUUGUAAAGUUGUACAAGUGAAUCACGGUUCACUGAUAGUCUUUGGAAAAUGUUUGACAUAACUGAUGCUUUUUUGCCUCUGUCUUUCAUCUGCAAAUGUUUUUUUUUUUACUCAUCCACCGACUCUUUCGGUCAUUUUAAUAUCUUCUGUGUUUGAUUUGGAUCUUGGUUCAUUUUUGGCACAGUCACUCUCGUCUUAGAAUGUGUUUUACUGUCAGCUACUUCCUUUAUUGACCUUGUGAUUUCAUCUGUGUUUGCCCGUGUUUUGGAAGCGGAUUGCUAAUUCAUUUGACACUGAAGGUUAGAGCAAGUAUUAUUUUCAGAAAGAAUGCCAACAGUUAGCAUUUGUGUGGUUUUUGUACUAUUCUUUAAUCCAUAUAAAAUUUCAUUUGUGUUGCAAAGAAAGCAUUCUCAUCAGAAACAUGUACGGCUUCUCGUGAACGUUGGUGUCUGGCAAUGUGACAGGGUAUGUUCAUGCCUGCAUGAUAUUGGAACAGAUGUAAUGUGUUUAAUGGUGGACUGGAAAACUUCAUCAGCCAAGCUGGAAUGCCGAGGAACUAAAGAGGCUAAACUUCCCAUGUGACAUUUUUAAUGUUUGCAAUCUGUAAAUUGCUUACGGGUGCCUUUUUGCUCCAAAGAACUGCUUUUAUUUCCAUUCAUCGCCUACAACCGAUUACAUCAGAUUGUACUUAAGUCCAACUGCUCAUCUUGAACUGGGCAUCCAGUCGUGUGGCUUUAAGCCUGAGACUUUAACUUCUUUGGCCGAAAAAUACUUAAUAAUUUCUCUACUGCUUGAACAGUAAUUUAUGACACAGCUGGCCUUAAAGCUUGAUAAUGUUAACAUUAUUUCUUUGAAAUUAAUUUAUUAAAGUGCACAUUAUAUUCUCUGGAUGAGAAAUGCAAAAAUGAUUUUAUUAUUCAUUAAUAAAGUAUGGA